AUGCCAAGCAGGGUGGUUCAAGCAUACCCACCAAGCAAUGAUUUCCCCCUUGGCAACUGUGACACUGUUCUCAUUGACGCCAUGGGCAUUAAUGGCAAAAUGAGUUCCAACCUGGAAUUGCCAUCAUAUCUCUCCGACCCACUUCUCUAUGUCCAAUUCUUCCGCUUCAUCUCCAGCCCUGACGAUUGUCCCAAACUUGCUAUGUGGACUAUGGAGCGCGCAUACAUGCAGGAUCAAGAUGGUAACAGGUAUAGGGAGGGGGCUGUCGUACGAGCAACAGAUGUAAUGCAUGCAGUUGAACUGAUACCAGUUUAUGGCAAGGCAGUGGCUGAUGGCGUGUCCUCUGCAACUUGCUUAGAACACUACAAACAUUUCUUUUUGAAUAGCUUCACAGACAAGGAGAGUUAUCACACAUUUAGUACCGACUUUGUAUAG
Suillus subaureus is the source of this 435-nucleotide messenger RNA. RefSeq lists its product as uncharacterized. Bases 1 to 435 code for a protein of 144 amino acids. NCBI's taxonomy places the organism in Eukaryota, Fungi, Basidiomycota, Agaricomycetes, Boletales, Suillaceae. The transcript has 2 exons. The record is from RefSeq and is a predicted model, not a curated record.